Molecule: messenger RNA, 639 nt
Organism: Besnoitia besnoiti
Lineage: Eukaryota; Apicomplexa; Conoidasida; Eucoccidiorida; Sarcocystidae
Exons: 9
Coding region: 1-639 (212 amino acids)
Source: RefSeq, a predicted model, not a curated record
AUGUCGCCAUGGAGGACAGGAACGGUGGCGAUGCGAGAGAGCAUCGGAGAGGGCGGUGCAGCGGAAGAAGCACGGUAUUUCCAGGGGGCUGCAGAGGCGUGCACCGACAGCCCUAACUGCGCAUUCUUCAUGCUGAAUACGGACGAAGGGAAGGUGUACCUUUGCCCAGAGAAUAAAGGGUUUUUGCAUGCAUCUCCAAGCUCAUCCUGGACUAUCGGCGUGAGACCGUCCACACUUCAACGGCCUGACUACAAAGUGACCAUGAACAAACAGGCUAUCUGCGGGAGCGUUAUCUCACAGCAGACAGUGACAUCUAUUGACGAAGCCGAACUGCGUGCCCGAACACUAGGAGCUGAUGUGUUUUCGCUCAACCUCAACAGAGGGGCUGCUACUGGUCCGUCCGUCCCUUCAAUGACUGUUUUCUUCUGCCACGGAGCGUCCGAUCGUGCACGGGUGCUAUGUCGUGCAGGUUUCUUGACGGAAGAGAGCCAAGCAAGAGCGGGCCCCGCUAACCCAGUGGUAGGCGCCAACAGGCACUUGCACGGGCGAAGCAAAAGAAGUGCCAUGCGCAUUCUAGAGCAUCGCCGCACCCUGCGGGCUAAACGGGAGCAUCCAGCCCGACACGGCGAAAAUUCCUGA